CGAACGCCCCCGUCGGGCUAGCAGGGGCUCCUCCACUUACUAGCAUAGCAGGCGUCCCACCAAGACCAGAGGAAGGCUACGUCGCUGUUUGGUCCUCUAAAGCCACUCUUGCGAGUCUUUUCUGCACUUUUAUUUUUAUUUUUUUACUGGAGUCUAACCCCAAGUUGGGCUUGCUGAAACCCCCUCCGCCCCCUCUCUCUGCCCGCCCUCACACACCGUAACGGGUCCGGCUGUGAUUCCCAGUGCAAAACCUCGCAUAUCCAUGUGGAAACCUUCUCCAAACUUGAUUGGGAUUAUGAAUUUUGUGUGAGGAACAGAAAGAGCGAGAAGGGGAUCUUCUCCGGAGCAUUUCGGCAUGUAGCGGGCACCUGUCCAUCUUCCUCGUCGUCAUCCGAACAUCUGGUGGGAAUGGGCCAGCACCUGGCCAGAGUGCAUCUCUCCACCCGGUGGUACGGCCGGCAUCGUGCGAGAGUGAGGGGGUCAGCGGCCAGAUCGUAAAAAGGCCAGGUCCCCUCUUACUCUCCCGUCAUUUUAUUUAUUUUUUUGUAAUUUUUUUUGGUGACUUUUGACCCUUCCACCCUCGUCGUGCCCGGCUGCCAGCUAUGCCCUUUCGGCUGAAGCUGCGGCGCACGCGGCGCUAUAACGUCCUGAGCAAGAACUACUUUGUGACGCGCAUUCGCCUGCUGGACAGCAACGUGAUCGAAUGCACUCUGUCGGUGGAGAGCACGGGGCAGGAAUGCCUGGAAGCCGUGGCCCAGCGACUGGAACUCCGGGAGACCCACUACUUCGGCCUGUGGUUCCAAGGGAAGAACCAGACUCCGGCACAGCGCUGGGUGGAGCUGGAGAAGCCCCUCAAGAAGCAAUUGGACAAGUUUGGCAACGAGCCGCUGCUGUUCUUCGGGGUGAUGUUCUACGUUCCCAGCGUGUCUCGCUUGGAGCAGGAAGCCACAAGGUAUCAGUACUACCUUCAGGUGAAGAAGGAACUGUUGGAUGGACGCCUGCACUGCACGGUGGAGCAGGGCAUCCGACUAGCCGGCCUAGCAGUACAAGCUGACUUUGGGGAUUUCACUCAGUUUAUGUCUCAGGACUUCCCCAGGGAGUACGUGCUCUUUCCGGUGAACUGGCCGAAUGGAGAUGAGGUGCUGGAGGAGUGGACUCAAAAGGUUGCAGAAGAGCACAAGAGCCACUGCCGAAUGCAAGCGGCCGAGGCCGAGCUCUUGUACAUCAAGGAGGUGGAGAAACUGGACGGCUUUGGCCAGGAAAGCUUCCCUGCUAAGGACAACUACACCAAUGAUAUUUUCAUCGGCAUGUCUUUCAUCGGAGUGUUUGUCAAACACAGAAACGGGAGGUCCAUCAUGCUCCACAGGUGGAAGGACAUCGGCACCAUAGCGCACAACAAGUCAGCCAUCACAGUGGAGAUAACGAGCAGGGAUGACACCAUCAUUUUUCACACGGAGGACAUGGAAAUGGCAAAGUACAUCGCUCGUCUCUUCACGGCCAGACACAAGUUCUACAAACAGAACAAGAUUUGUGCAGAGCCCACUCAUUCCCCCGCGCCAAUCAGGAGGCGACCCACCUGGACUCACCGCCUCUCUCUGCCAUGGCCGCAGACCUGUAACUUCCAGACAAUGCAUUCCCAGUAUGGAGAACAUUAUCAAGACACACAGAGCUCUCAAGAUAGUAUCUUCCAUGAUGACCCGUACUACAAGUCCCAGACCAGCCUGGACCACUGCCAAGUGGACUUCCCCUUCCGUAACGGCACCUUGCCCAACGGCAGCAUGUACAGCAGCCCCAGCCUGAGCUCCCUCAACCACUCGCAGACGUUCAUCCCGCCCUCGCCGCUCUCCUCCAACCUCAGCAUCCCGGGCAGCGAGCUCAUGCGCCCGGACUACAUCCCCAGCCACCGCCACAGCGCCAUCAUCGCUCCGUCCUACCGCCCCACGCCCGAGUACGACGCCGUGAUGCGGCAGAAGCGGCGCAUCCUCCCCGCCCACCACGACCUCCACAGCCAGUCGCUGCGCAGUCUGAACAUUAGCAACGCCUGUGCUUACCGCCAGCCUGAGGCCUUGGUCUACAGCCAGCCAGAGAUGAGGGAGAGGGCGCCUUACCAUGGACUUGGACCCAGUCCAGGACCUUACACACAGAUCAGCUACAGUAAGCCGGUGUCUCAUGGCCCCCAUCAGGGAGGGCCAGCGAGCAGUCAGGGUCCGUGUCAUUCGCCAUGCAUCAACGGAGGCAGCGGCGUUGGCGGCGGCGUGGGAAGCUCAAUAUCUCACACCGUCAGCACACCCGAGCUCGCUAACACCAAACAGCAAGGGACUAAUCCCGGGAACUACGCCGCCACGCCUCACAUCAUGAGAAGCCACAUAUCCCGACCUCCCCCGCCGUAUCCCUCCACCCCCUUCCGGCCCGCCACCAGCACGCCGGACCUGGCCAGCCAUCGCCUCCGCUGCAUCGGGGGCAGCAGUCCGGAGCUGGUGACCCGCAUGGUGCAGCUGUCGGUGAAGACUUUCCAGCCCGACAGCUCGGCGGUGGUGCACCAGUCCCUGCAGGAGGUCAGCGAGCCGCUCACCACGGCGGCCAAGCACCGCUCCACGCUGGGCAAGAGGCACAGCAUGGAGGUGAUUAGCAGCAUGAGGGCCGGGGGUGGCAUGGAGGCCAUGGUGAUGAAGGGCAUGAACGCUCCUCUUCAUCGGAGGAACACUCUCCGGGAGCAUGUGAUGCCUCCUCACCCGCAUCCUCCUCAAGCCAUAGACCUGCCAAUACCCAUCCCUCCCCAGCAGGAGGAGCCGCCUGCUCCCGUCACCUAUCAGCAUCAAAAAACCCUCUCCAACGCCACCAUGCUCAUCCACAGCAGUGAGAGCGAGGAGGAGGAGGAGGAGGAAGAGGAGGAGGAAGAGAGGCCUGAGCUUGAUGUUCAAAUCCCGGGUCUUAAUGAGGACAUCAGCAUCAGCGCCCAGUUGCAGGCCGCCUUGGCCAAACUGCCCAACAAACCCCCUCCGGAGUACCCCGGUCCUCCCAGACCUCCCAGCAUCGUUUCCACCCACGCUCACCACCACGACACGGCGGCGCACGGACGCCACGGGUUCAUGGACCCCGACCAAGCCCAGGUGGCCGGGGGUGGCGACCCUGAAAGCGGCGGCGGUGGGACUCUAACGCGCGGCGAGCAGGGCGGGCUGAACGGGAACCUUUUGGGGCCGUCCAUUUCAGAACCCGACCUGACCAGCGUGAAGGAGAGGGUGAGGAAGGAGCCGGUGAAGGAGAGGCCCGUGUCGGAGAUGUUCUCUUUGGAGGACAGCAUCGUGGAGAGGGAAAUAGCUCAGAGGACGCUGGAGAGACAGAAGAUGUCCGUGGACUCCAUGAAGAGACCCCUGAUGAUGGCAGCCCUCAAUGGCCUCUACGUGGCCCGGAUGCCAGUCCCGGAGUGUCCUUCGGAGGAUGGCGCCAAGGCUGCCACUGAUGAGCGGUGUAAGACGCUGGAGCUCAAGCUGGAAGAGGAGAGGGUCUUCACCGAGUACGAGCAGGUGCCCAAAAAGAGGGCGGACAGCACUCUGACCACGGCGACGCUCCCCGAAAACGCCGAGCGCAACCGAUUCCGCGACGUGGUGCCGUACGAGGAGAACCGCGUGGAGCUGGUGCCCAACAAGGAGAACAACACGGGCUACAUCAACGCCUCGCAUAUCAAGGUGACCAUCAGAGGGGAGGAGUGGACCUACAUCGCCACCCAGGGCCCGCUCGCCAACACCUGCGCCGACUUCUGGCAGAUGGUCUGGGAGCAGGGGGUCAGCGUCAUCGCUAUGGUUACGGCCGAGGAGGAGGGCGGCAGGCCCAAGAGUCACCGCUAUUGGCCCAAACUGGGCUCCAAGCACAACUCGGCCACGCACGGCAAGUUCAAGGUGACCACCAAGUUCCGCACCGACUCGGGGUGCUACGCCACCACGGGGUUGAAGGUCAAACACCUGCUGUCGGGCCAGGAGAGGACGGUGUGGCACCUGCAGUACACCGACUGGCCCGAGCAGGGCUGCCCCGAAUACGUCCAGGGGUUCCUCUCCUACCUGGAGGAGAUCCAAUCUGUGAGGAGACACACCAACUCCAUGUUGGACACCUCCAAGAGCCUCAACCCCCCGGUGGUGGUGCACUGUAGCGCGGGGGUGGGCCGCACAGGUGUGGUCAUCCUCACUGAGCUCAUGAUCAGCUGUCUGGAGCACAAUGAGCCCGUGGAGGUGCCCACCAUGUUGUCAGGUCUUAGGCAGCAGAGGUUGCUGAUGGUCCAGACCAUCUCACAGUACAAGUUUGUGUACCAGGUCCUCAUUCAGUUCCUUAAGAACUCUCGUCUCAUUUAGCUCCGUCAUGUUGUUGGAGAGUCUAGGCCAGGGGUGUCAAACUCAUUUUAGAUGGGGGGGCCACAAAUCUACUCCCAAGUGGGCCGGACUGGUGAAAUCACGGCACGAUAACUUAAAAACAAAGACAACUUCAGAUUGUUUUCUUUGUUUAAAAACAGAACCAACACAUUCUGAAAAUAUACAAAUCGUUAUUUUAUUUUAUUUUUUUUACACUUACAUGUUGCGUUUAAUAGUAUUCUACCUUUAUUUGUCGUUAUUUAUACUUUCUGAAUAAAUGAUGUGAUAAUGUUCAUCAGUCAACUCAUUGGUGGUAAUUUUCAAUCUAUCAACGUAAAAAAAAAUUAUAAAAAUCAAAUUACAGUAUGUUAUUUAUGUAGUUUUCUCAUUUUCCUCCACUGGUGCACUAACAUCAUUAUUUUGUACAUAUGUAGCAUCAUCUACAAAGAAUUGCUAUUGCGACAUCUAGUGGACACAUUUAGAACAGCUGUUGCUUUCAUUCAAAAAAUGUUGGCUCAUUUUCAUAGUUUGCAAAGUCAUCCCGCUGGCCGGGUAAAACCUGUUCGUACGUUUGACACCCCUGGUCUAGGCCAGUCACUAAGAGUCUGCAGUACACUUGUUGAACAGUUGGUGGCCGCACUUGCGUUACAAUCCGCCAAUGCCGAUGUAAAAUAUUCUAAAAUAUUAUGGGGAAAAAUCUAAUCACAUUAGCGUUUUAAUUAAUUAGCAAAUCCUGGUUUCACCUCAUUUACUGUAUUUCUGUUAACGUGUAACAACAACUACAUUUCAACAAUAAUGACCUGAGAUGCAAUUGUUCUGAUUUACUUAAUAGUCUGCCUGUUGGACUCCCAUGUGUAAAUACUGUAUCUUUGUGCUGAUAUCCACACGCCUAUCUGUUUUUUUACCUCCAAAGAUGGAAUCUUGAAAUCAGCAUCUAUUAAUUUUAUUUGUCUUGUUGUGAGAGCAAGGCUUCAAACGGUCUAUGUUCCUCUCAGGAAAGAGAAAGCUGAUAUUUAGGUUUGGUUUUCGAAGGAAAAAAAACCAAUCAUUGAUUAAAAUGAUACUUCUGUACAUACACUAACGGACGUGCGUGACAAAACUUUUUAUAUCUUUCCUGACUUGGUACUCCAAAAUACCGCGACCUGUUAAACUAUGCAUGCUUUUUAAGAUAUUGUCAUUGUAUAUAUAAACAUAUAUAUAAAUAUAUUCUCAGAUAUAUAUAUAAGCUUCCUGCUCUCUUUACAUUCAAGUGUUUUAUUGCACUUCCAUGUCACGCGGCAUUCCACUGUUUGUUCAUAUUUAAUCCCCUUUUUUGCUAAACCUCACCUUUUACAAAAGAGAUGUGUACAUAUAUUUUGUAUAUGUGUUUCCACUGCAUUCCCCUUACUCAAACAUGUACUUGCUUUUUAAGCAAUAAAGCCUUAUUUUCUUUAAGAGUGGCCAACAGCUGUAUUGGUUAUUAAUGAAGUGUUUAUGUGCAGAGGGGAAUUCCUCUCCCUUGGUGCUAAGAGUGACGACGAGCCGAGAGCUUUUCAUGCAAACAUGCACGCUUUUUA
This is a messenger RNA of Entelurus aequoreus (snake pipefish), 5896 nucleotides long. Its product is annotated as tyrosine-protein phosphatase non-receptor type 14-like. NCBI's taxonomy places the organism in Eukaryota, Metazoa, Chordata, Actinopteri, Syngnathiformes, Syngnathidae. Gene Ontology annotation, molecular function: protein tyrosine phosphatase activity. Gene Ontology annotation, biological process: protein dephosphorylation; lymphangiogenesis. Gene Ontology annotation, cellular component: cytoskeleton. The record is from RefSeq and is a predicted model, not a curated record. The transcript has 20 exons. The coding region runs from base 603 to 4343 and encodes 1246 amino acids.